Messenger RNA from Aspergillus pseudonomiae, 657 nucleotides. RefSeq lists its product as uncharacterized. The transcript has 3 exons. Bases 61 to 549 code for a protein of 162 amino acids. NCBI's taxonomy places the organism in Eukaryota, Fungi, Ascomycota, Eurotiomycetes, Eurotiales, Aspergillaceae. The record is from RefSeq and is a predicted model, not a curated record.
AUCCAAUCUACAAGAAAAGUCUUUGCUACCUUCUUCUUUCUCAAACCCACUAUCGUCACAAUGAAGUUCUCCAUUACUGCUAUCGCCGGUCUCCUCAGCGCUGUUAGCGCUGCUUCUCUCCCACCUGCCUUCACCCUCGUUGCUGAGGGUGGCCUCACUGUCCUGACUGAUAGAGAAUACCUCUACUUCGGCGGCAACGGCACCGACGCCAACAAGGAAAUCGCCAUCUUCCACGCCACUCCCGACACCGGCGCCGUCUCCUUCACUGCCAAGGACUCGACCCCUACCGGCUGGCAGAACAUGUACAUCAUCGAGAAGGACACGGCUCCCGUCGGUUUCACCCGUCCUCACUCCGGUGCCAUCCCCGAGGGCGCCACCACUAUCGGCUUCGACGUUGACGACAAGGGCCUCUUCGCCCACGGCGGUAACGCUUACUUCGCCGUCGAGGGCUACGGUGACAACCCCGUCAAGACCGUCUACUGGUACGGUCGCCACAGCUCUACCUACCGUGCGGCCAACCUCUACGUUAAGGAGUGCAAGGGCUGCUAAACGGGUCGUCCGCAAUGGUAUCCGUCGUGGACAUCUGCCAGGCCGGGGUCAUCAGGCGGAGUCGUUUUGAUUCGGCGAAUUUAUUGCUGGCGCUAUAUUCGAUUUCUC